CACAACUAUUCUUCUUCUUUCUCACUAAGUCCUCUUAUCUCUGUAAAUCCUCCCUCUUCUCGCUAUUUUUUUUCCUGUGUCUCUCUCUCCCUCUCCCUCUCUCUCUCUCGGAGUUGCUGUGGCCUGUGAUACUUGAGUCGCUGUAAUUGAUCUAUAAUUAGGAACGCUGCAGAUGGCGGAAUCUGUAGUAAAGCUGCCAGGCUCUGUCGUCAUGGGACCAGAAUUCGCCAGUGAGAUGGAGAUCACGGUGCAGUCGGACCAUACCGGCAACUACGUUCUCCUAGUGUACGGCCAUAACACUAUUGAGGAUGUGCUGGUCGAGAUUCUCGGCCGCCGCAGGGCAGGGCAAGUGCCAAAGCCGCGGCUUUUCUUCAAUGACCUAGAGUUGCAGGAGCAGAAAACCCUGGCAGACUGCGGAAUCAAACCCGGCUCCGUGCUGCACCUGAAGUGCACGCAGCGGGUGUUGGCACAAACUGAUGACUUUGCUAGUCCUACAAAAAAGGUGGAAAAGGGCUAUGCAGAUUCCAGCUCUUCCGUGAGACUCGAGGGGGAUGGUGAAAUGAAAAUCUUUGUGCAGUCAGAAUAUUAUGGAAAUUAUGCGCUUGAGGUGGAAAACGCUAACACCAUCCUGGAAGUGUUCAACACUAUUCUUCCUAGAGGGCGGUUAUACGAAGGACCGCUGCCUAAACUUUAUUUCAAUGGCCACCAACUGGAGCGGAAGAACACUCUGGCAGACUACGGUAUCCAAGAUGGAUCAAUCCUUCACCUUGAGGCCACAGCGCCCAGGUUCAGCUUUAUGUUAGGAGAAAGAGAGAAGCCAAAGGUAAUUUCGGGAAGAAAAAAGAUUAUAAUAACAGAUCGACCUUCAGGUAUAUGGAACGAGGAGUAUGAUAGAUUAUUGAUUAAUUUGUUGCUGAAGCAAAUUUCAAUUGGAGGGGAGGAAAAUAUACUACAAGGUGGAGAGGAUUUUUGGUGCAACAUAGCAGCCAAGUUCAAUGAAUCAACUAGCUUGCAGUAUGAGCACAAACAUUUGUUUAAGCGCUUCAAUAGUUAUAGAUGUGAUUAUCCUAUAGUGAACCGCAUCAGGCAUCAUCCGAAGUUUAGCUGGGAUUGUCAACAUGAUAAAGUAAUUGCUACAGAUGCUGAAUGGAAUGAAUAUAUCAAGCAAAAUCCCGACGUGAAGCUCUACCGAGAGAAAGAAAUGCCACAUUUUAGUUUAUUGAAAAUCCUGUUUGACAAGAUGAAAGUAUUAAAACUCAUAGUUUCCAAUGAAUGAUUGGUUUGAAAAGAGCAUUGUUGUAAUCUAUCUAUUCACUACUCAUGAGAUCUAAAUCGCAAUAAUCUCGUCUCUUGAUGGAGGCGAACAUUACUAUCCUGUAUUUUUCACAUGUAAUUUCUCAUUAGUUUGAAUAUGUAUUGUGUUAACAUAUGCUAUUAGCUUAUGAUGUAAGCCUAUAAUUAAUGCUUCUAUAAUAAUUUCAUAAUAAAGUUAUUAGAUA
Molecule: messenger RNA, 1499 nt
Organism: Ananas comosus (pineapple)
Lineage: Eukaryota; Viridiplantae; Streptophyta; Magnoliopsida; Poales; Bromeliaceae
Exons: 5
Coding region: 173-1276 (367 amino acids)
Molecular function (GO): protein binding
Source: RefSeq, a predicted model, not a curated record